Messenger RNA from Anoplopoma fimbria (sablefish), 3774 nucleotides. It is a transcript of the gene git2a, whose product is annotated as G protein-coupled receptor kinase interacting ArfGAP 2a. The transcript is spliced from 20 exons. Lineage: Eukaryota; Metazoa; Chordata; Actinopteri; Perciformes; Anoplopomatidae. Bases 344 to 2635 code for a protein of 763 amino acids. The record is from RefSeq and is a predicted model, not a curated record. Gene Ontology annotation, molecular function: GTPase activator activity; protein binding. Gene Ontology annotation, biological process: brain development; regulation of ARF protein signal transduction.
CAAGGAGGCGUGUAUAUCCGGGGAGUUUAUUUCCUGACAGGCCUGCCUCUGGGCACAGGGCGCGUCCGGCGCAGCUGCCACUCUGAACGCUCCGCCAGAGACGGGACAGGCUAAGCAGCUAAUCGUGCUAAAUCCGCUAACCUGCAGACCAGCAGCAUUGUACCAGACUAGCGGCAUAAUGGUAGCCAGACCUAAAAGGCUAGCAACAGUUAAAUGAAGUAGCAGGUCGUUGUUUUUAAUUAGCUAGGUCUAGCUAACCCGGAAGGCAUCAGGUAUCAAUGGUUAGCACAACCAAGCGGACAUAACACUGCUGAUGUGAAAAGCAUCUCUUGCUGAGUAAAGGAUGUCUAAACGCCUGAGAAACACUGAGCUGUGCGCUGAUUGCACUGUUCCAGAGCCUCGGUGGGCUUCCGUCAACAGGGGUGUUUUGAUUUGCGAUGAGUGCUGCAGUGUUCAUCGAAGUCUGGGUAGACACAGCUCCCAAGUCCGUCACCUGACACACACACCAUGGCCUCCUACGCAGCUACAGAUGGUUCUGACAUUAUACAGCAACGGUGCAAAUUCAAUAUGGGAGCACUCUCUUCUGGACCCUGCAUCUGUGAUGAGUGGAAAACGCAAGGCCAACCCUCAGGACAAACUGCAUCCAAACAAAUCAGAGUUUAUUAGAGCCAAAUAUCAAAUGCUGGCAUUUGUCCAUCGCAUGCCUUGCCGGGAGGACGACAGCUCGACAGCCAAGGAUUUAAGCAAGCAACUUCACUCAAGUGUACGCACCGGGAAUCUCGAGACUUGUUUACGGUUGCUAUCCCUGGGAGCACAAGCUAAUUUUUUUCACCCAGAAAAAGGAAACACUCCCUUGCAUGUAGCUGCAAAGGCAGGACAAGUGUCUCAGGCUGAACUAUUAACUGUUUAUGGAGCAGAUCCUGGAGCCUCUGACAGCAACUGCAAAACUCCCAUUGACUAUGCAAGGGAAGCUGGCCACCAUGACCUGGCAGAUAGAUUGGUGGAAAUUCAGUAUGAACUAACUGAUCGACUGGCGUUCUACCUGUGUGGGAGAAAGCCAGAUCAUAAAAACAGCCAGCACUUCAUUGUUCCACAAAUGGCUGACAGCAGUUUAGAUUUAUCAGAACUGGCCAAGGCAGCAAAGAAGAAACUGCAGUCUCUCAGUAAUCAUUUAUUUGAGGAGCUGGCCAUGGAUGUGUACGAUGAGGUGGACAGACGAGAGACUGAUGCAGUGUGGUUGGCUACACAGAAUCACAGCACUCUGGUGACAGAGACGACUGUUGUGCCUUUCCUUCCUGUGAAUCCAGAGUAUUCAUCAACACGAAACCAGGGAAGACAGAAGCUGGCAAGAUUUAAUGCACAUGAGUUUGCAACUCUUGUGAUUGACAUUUUAAGUGAUGCUAAGCGCAGACAACAAGGGAAUACAAUAGCCAGUCCCAAAGACAAUGUUGAGUUUAUCCUGAAGAGUGUGGCUGUCAGGCAUUGCAGUGACAGCCAGGACAAUGACCAGCCUGACUACGAUAGUGUGGCGUCUGAUGAGGACACAGAUCACGAGCUCCCCUCAAGCAAGGGAGACAGGACAAAGAGUCUGGACUCUGACCUCUCCGAUGGACCCAUUACUAUGCAUGAAUACAUGGAGGUGAAAACCGCGCUAACUGCCUCUGAAGCCAAGAUCCAGCAUCUUAUGAAAGCCAACAACAACCUGAGUGAUGAGCUGAGGCUGAUGCAUAAAAAGCUGCAAUCUCUGCAAAGCGAGAACUCCUCUCUCAGACGGCACGUCCCAACCAAUAUCUAUCAGAUCCCCAGCGGUUCAGACUACCCCGACCCCUCCAGCCCCUCAGCCCUGAAACGCCGGCAGUCUGCGCAGGCCAGUCGGCCCAUGUCUAUGUAUGAGACCGGCUCAGGCCUGAAGCCCUAUCUCCCUAAAGGGGACACUUCCUACCAAGAGGAAGGUAUCCCCACCCUGCAACCCUUCCCACCUCAUACGGAAAGGGGCGCUUUUGUGACCACCUCUUCAUCCCUCCCCUCAUUUCCAUCCACCCUGUCUUGGUCGAAGGACGAAAGUGCUCAAAAGGCCUCAAAGUUAGAGAACCAAAGCAGCAUGCCGGAAAGUGACUAUGACAACACAUUCAAUGACUCUGAGAUGGAUGAUUCGGGUAUGUGCAGGAGGAGGCUGAGGAGCAGUGGCUGGCUGGUGGAGGGCAGCUCUAUCCCAGAGCUGGAUGAUCACGAGAUGGAGUCGGACCCAACACUACCCAGCACAGAGGACGUCAUCCGCAAAACCGAGCAGAUCACCAAGAAUAUCCAAGAGCUGUUGCGAGCUGCUCAGGAGAACAAACAUGACAGCUUUAUACCCUGUUCAGAAAGAAUACAUGUGGCUGUGACAGAAAUGGCUGCCCUCUUCCCCAAGGUAUGGAAACAAAAGCCACGCUCGGAGACUGUGAGAGGCUCUCUGCGCUUGUUGACCUCCAGUGCGUACCGGCUUCAGAGUGAGUGCAGGAAGGCGUUGCCUUCGGAGGGCUGCCCAGGACCGGACAUGCAGCUGGUCACCCAGCAGGUCAUCCAAUGUGCUUAUGACAUUGCCAAGGCAGCCAAGCAGCUUGUCACCAUCACUACAAAGGAGAAUACCAACUAACAGCACUUACAGACAGCCAGCAUCUCAGUUUUAUUCUUGAAUAUAUUUUUUAAUGAUUUUUUUGUAUUGGUGGUAUAUGCAUGCAUUGUUUUUUUUAAUUUAUGAUAAAUAUUUAAAGCCAAGUCUGGACAAAAUCUGAGUGUAAAAGGAAAACUGACUGAAACUGAAUACUGAGCUGUAGUAAUAGCACAAUUUCUCUUAAGAUAAAAUAAUAACUUCCACAAAUCCUGUUAAAUCAAGCAGCCGGCCUGGGGACUCUAAUGGUUUAUAGAUUACAAUGACUUUGUUACAAAUCCUCUUGAAUCAGUCCAUAAUGUAAAUAGCUAUUAUUGAGAGAAGGAAUUAAGCACAGUACAGUAAAUACACAUAAUGAUAUCGGUUAAUGUUAUUAGUCCAAAGCCAGAACUGGAUUCUGAAAAGCCAUAAAUGAGUUAUGAAUCUGCUGUCAUUGAAUGCUAUUGCUAACACAUCUAUUGCUAACACAACUCCUCAUUAGUAGCACUUUGCAAGCGUCAUCAUACUGUAAAGUUUAAUCUCCAAAAACAAACUGACCAUUUUAUGUGUGACACUUCAUCAAUGCACACAUUGCAGCUCAGCAAUGCAAAUGUUUGUUGCAUCAAAAAAGCUAUUGAUAUGGUUUGUCCCCUGUCCAAGUGAAAUCAGUCUGCAGUGCAUGAAUUGCGCCUAGUCAUGUGUGCCCAUUUGUCCAUUCAGUGAAAGCAAAUAACGCUUGUUCAGGGGCCAUGUUGUAUUCUUCACCAGCACCAAGAUGUUGUAGUAUUAAUUCAAAUGAUCUGGUGUGUUUAUUCACACUGCACUUCACUCUGCGUUCUUGAGUGCCAUUGCAGUGUUGGUGAUGUUACAAGAUAUUUAGAGCUAAUAGCCAUACUGUAUGUAUGUCCUUGUUUUUUGUGCUCUGUUCCGUUGCUGCUAGUUUGGUAUUUGAUAUGCAAUAUAUGGGAUAAAAGUCUUGACGUCUCCCGUAUCAUUGUGCAAACCAAUGUUCAUCCUCACCAAGUGUUUAUCGUCAUUUUGAAAACUGAUCAAGGUAAAGUUUACUCUCUGUACUUGACCGGAGUGCAGUGAUGUAUGUGACUUUGGAAAAGUAAUUAUUUUCUAAAUAAACUUAAUUUAUAAAU